Molecule: messenger RNA, 2540 nt
Organism: Momordica charantia (bitter melon)
Lineage: Eukaryota; Viridiplantae; Streptophyta; Magnoliopsida; Cucurbitales; Cucurbitaceae
Source: RefSeq, a predicted model, not a curated record
AAUUACAAUUUUGGGCGAUAAGAAAAAAGAGUGGGGCGAAAUGCGGUCGGAAUGAAAUUGAAAUUCACGGCAAAUGCAAAUUCGGCUGAAAUGCAAAUUCUUAUUAAAUUCACGCGGACGCGUCAUGAAAAUCGGUGUACCAGAGGGAGUCGUCAUCGCGAGAGAGAGAGAGAGAGAGACAGAACCGAGGGAUUUUAGAGAGAGAAAUCGCCGGCGUAUCCUCGGGAUUCCCGCCGGGAAAUUAGUAGUUUAAAGCCGUGCUGCUUGUUUUUGACCGGAAAAUGUUUCUAGAAAUGGCGGAGAAUUUAGACUGAAGCCUUGCUGUUCUGUGUCGUGUUCAACGCGGACGCCAUUGUCGAGCUGCUUACCGGCUUCACUAGGAGGUAUUACUAACAGCCGCGAACUGUCCAUUAUCGUCAAUGGAGAGUUAUUUCUUGAUUUUUAUUGUAGGGGCGAUUGUCUGUGUUUAGGAUUGGAAUUCAAUUUGGUUUGAACUGCGUUGGGAGUGGUGAUUUAGGCAUUUUUUCUUGAGCAUUAUCGUUUAGAGUUACUUUGGGGCGAAAUGGGCGACACUGAAGAUGCUCGUACUGAUAGAAAUCUUCAAUGUUCGUUUGGAGCAUCUUCCUCCUCAGCUGUGAAGCAUCAUUUCUCGAUGGAUCAACUUAAACUUUCUCAAAUGAACUGCUCACAAGUUCGUCCACAGCACUUUCAGUCAAAUUUUCUUGGAGAGAAUAAUAGGAGAAUUGGGAUUCCGCCUUCUCCCAACUCAACGCAGAUCCCACCAAUCUCACCGUAUUCUCAGAUCCCGAUCUCCCGUCCGAUGAACCAGCAGAGUUUCAACCCAGUGCCUACUCAUUCUCGAUCGUUAUCUCAGCCUUCUUUUUUCUCUCUCGAUUCUUUGCCUCCUUUAAGCCCGUCUCCAUUUCGUGACUCCCCAUCUACAUCAAAUUCAGAUCAGGUUUCUGCUGAUACGUCAAUGGAAGAUAGGGAUGCCAGUUCACAUUCUUUGUUGCCUCCAUCACCUUAUAUGAGAGCCAAUUCUUCUAAGAUUGGAGAUGCUUUACCUCCUCGUAAAGCACACAGGCGGUCUAAUAGUGAUAUUCCUUUUGGAUUAUCUUCGAUGAUUCAGUCAUCUCCUCUUCUCCCAUUUAGUGGUUCGGGCGGAUUGGAGCGAUCAACAAGUAAUAAAGAGAAUGCGGGCAUGCUAAGGCCGGCCAGUCAGUUUGUUAAAAGAGAACCCAGUUUGGAGAAAAGCGUUGAUAACAAUUUGGAAGGAAUGGGUGAGAGGAAAUCCGAAGGGGAAACUGUGGAUGAUUUAUUUUCUGCUUACAUGAAUUUGGAUAAUAUUGAUUUGUUCAACUCUUCAGGGACCAACGACAAGAAUGGUCAUGAGAGUCGGGAGGACUUGGAUAGUAGAGGUAGCGGAACAAAGACAAAUGGGGGUGACAGCAGUGAUAAUGAAGCAGAAAGCAGUGUAAAUGAAAGUGGGGAUAAUUCUCAAAUUCCUGGAUUGUAUUCGUCUGCUGAGAAGAGGGAAGGGAUCAAACGAACUGCGGGGGGAGAUAUCGCUCCAACUACCAGACAUUACCGAAGUGUUUCCAUGGAUAGCUUCAUGGGCAAGUUGCAGUUUGGUGAUGAGUCACCCAAGAUGCCUCCUACACCACCUGGUAUUCGUUCAGGACAAAUUUCUUCAAACAAUUUAGUUGAUGGCAAUUCAACUCCAUUCAGCUUGGAGUUUGGUAAUGGUGAGUUCAGUGGGGCUGAACUGAAGAAAAUUAUGGCAAAUGACAAACUUGCUGAGAUUGCUCUAACUGAUCCCAAGCGUGCAAAGAGGAUCUUGGCAAACCGUCAAUCUGCUGCUCGAUCAAAAGAACGAAAGAUGCGGUAUAUAUCUGAGUUGGAACAUAAGGUUCAGACUCUUCAGACAGAAGCUACCACACUGUCUGCCCAACUCACACUUCUACAGAGAGAUUCAGUUGGGCUUACGAACCAGAAUAAUGAGCUGAAGUUUCGUCUCCAAGCCAUGGAACAACAAGCACAACUACGGGAUGCUCUAAAUGAAGCCUUAACCGCGGAGGUUCAGAGACUGAAGCUCGCCACAACUGAUAUAAACGCACAGUCUCAUCCCUCGAAUGGGGUAAUGAAUCACCAUGGACUCCAACUUCAGCUUCAGCAGCAGCACCAACAGCAACAGCAACAGCAACAUAUGCAGCAGCAGAAUGGGAGUGCAACCACAAAACCAGAGUCCAACCAAUAAUAUUUUGUGGAACAUGGAUGAGCUUCACUUCUCUUUGAUCACCUUGUUCAUCUUUAGAAAUAUUCAUUAUUGUAAGCUAGCUUUCUUAUUAUUUGCAUUUGUCAAAUAUCCACCACCCCAACACAGUCUUUCUAAAGUUGUGUAAAUCACACACUUAAUUUUAUGCUUUAUUUUCAAUUAUUUAGUGAAUGUAGGCAAUCUUUUGUUACCAAAAAAGAAGUGUACUUGAUGAUAAAUUACUUUAUAUAUGAUAUUAUUUUAGAAUGGGAAUUCCCUUCCUUUC